This is a messenger RNA of Linepithema humile (Argentine ant), 4780 nucleotides long. RefSeq names its product pou domain motif 3 (gene pdm3). Lineage: Eukaryota; Metazoa; Arthropoda; Insecta; Hymenoptera; Formicidae. The record is from RefSeq and is a predicted model, not a curated record. Gene Ontology annotation, biological process: regulation of transcription by RNA polymerase II. Gene Ontology annotation, molecular function: DNA-binding transcription factor activity, RNA polymerase II-specific; RNA polymerase II cis-regulatory region sequence-specific DNA binding.
CUGCGGACCGUCAGGUUUAGGUCCGAGUUUUCGCGUCGAGCUCCAACCGCGCAACGUGCACGACCACGCUGCCAAGCGAGAACAGCACGAGGAGAAGUGGAUCGCCCGCCUUCUCCGAGACAGAAUCGUGCGAAAUUUGGAUCAUCGCUCACAGUACCGAUCGUGGAACAAGGAAGAAUUGUAUUUGGAAUCGAGAAACUCGAACUAAUUGUUGGAGAAGGAGCCAAGCAGAAUCAAACGAUCGACAACUCCUUCGCGAAGAUCGCUCGCGACAUAUUGGUGGAAAAUUAGUGUUUUGUGGACUAGGGAGUGAUUAGAGAGUUUGAACGUGUAGCUGCGUGCGCCGAUUUGACCGGCCUAUCAGCACGUGGCCGCAGGGGUGGGACUUCUUUCGGUGCGCCUUACGGACAUUUAAACGCGGUGAACCCUGUGACAGUCACUCAACGAUUGAGGAAUUGAGAGAUCGACGAAUUAUAAAUCUCUUGACAGUUGCGUUAUCUCAUUAUCAGCUAUUUGAAAUUACGACGAUCGCGACGAUUUGCUUCGUGUCCACCGAAUGUAAAUGAGGAGUAAGUGUGUGGGAACGUUAAAUCGCGAUAAGUGCACAGAACAGGUGAAAAAUAAUUAAUUGUAUGACGAUUUUACCGCGAGUGUGAUCUAGAAAGAGACACGCGUCCUCGAACAGCAUACGUGUUGUUGCUAAACAACAGAAAGCGAUGAAACAAGGACUCCGGCUCUAAUAAGCUUCUAAUUAUCACGACGAGUGCGCUGAUAAUUACGACACGCGCGUGAUCAUCACACAGAUACGCCAGUGUUUUUCAGCGCGAAAUUAUACGUUACGAACAAUAACUGCGAAGCGCACGGCUUGACGCGCACAAAUAAAAUAAUUAAAAUCACAUUACGCGGAAAGGUAAUGUUAUCUACAGGUUAACUGCUCGGUGACGCAUCGUCGCGAGAAUCAAAUCGCAAAAGAAUAUUUGAAAACAUUCCAUUCAUAUCCAGAAUAAUCGUAAAACAGAUCGAAGACGUUUGCCCGCCACGUUUCUUUCAAUCGAUCGCUUAAACUUAGGGCAUGAAACAAGGAGGCGGAACCGACCAAGCAGUGUUUUAUCAAGUCGCGGGCAAUUAACUGUUUGCUUCUUAAUCGCUCCUAAUUACUCGCAAUUACUCGCCGUAAUUAAGUAGGCUGAUGUCACCAGCAGCCGAUGUAUCAGUGAAUCGUCCGUUUCUCGACGCCGAUCCACCAUUGCUAUCAAAACGGUCUGUUAAUAUUCGCCGUAGGAAAAUUACCGGAAGAUCGUGAAACUCGCAAGCACGGCAAGAGACGGCAGGAGGGGAAGACUAGGAGAUAAUUGAAACGAGCCGUGUCGGUGUGAGCGCGACAUCGAAAGAACCAAAGCAAGACAAACGAUUGACCGACGAGAUCGGUACGACCGCGACGGAAUUGCACCGUGGCGGAGAUAAAUAACAGCCGCUUGAUAAACCCGCGUCAGGACGACGUCCCAAAUACAUCAGUCACAAAUCGCCUCAGAUUACGAGUCCCCGGGAUGCAAGGCUGACAUGGCGGAGGGUUCGGCCGAGGAGGAACAGAGCAGUACCGCUGCGCCCGCUUCCCCGCCAGCUGAUCUUCGCACUCUGAACACCCAAUUGUCGCCGCCUUAUCACCACCAGCCCCAUCUCCAGCCUCGUCUUCAGCAUCUGCAGCAUUCCAACAUGCUGGCGACCGCCGUACCGCCCCGGCAUAGCCACAGUAUGCUGUCUCAUCAGGUGAAAGCGGAGGCAGAGCUGGACGCCCCUUGCGAUGUGCCAUUGAAUCUCAAGAGCGAAAUCAACUUGUAUACAACUCCGCUACUGGGCAUCAUGUCGGACAGCGACAGGAGUAGCGCUGGAAGUCCUGAGCCGGCGACAGGUGGUGGUGCACUCCACGAACAUCAAAUGAUGAUGGAUGACAUAAAGAAUUCACGGAAGAGACGACGAAGCCCAUCACCUGAAAAUCUCCAUCAAGCGAAGCGCGCGGCGGUCGCACAAGCUCAUCUAAACGGAACAAUGGCCGGCAUGGUGACACUUCAAAAUCUUCAGAAUCUAGCGAAUUUGCAAAACCUUCCACAAGUCGCAUCACUGGCUGCCGGUCUUCAAGGAAUGACAGCGGGAUUAACUAAUAAUCAGUUAAUCAAUACUCCAUUGAAUUUAACCGUCAGCUCGUCAGGCGGCACGGUACCAACAGCCUCGAGUACGACGGCGGCUCCCCACCUUCUGCCACCUAGCUCAGCCCCAAUGGCGACGUUACCUCAGCUAUUAUCUCAACCACAACCGGUCGCGAUGCCUCAAUUCAUCCUAACGUCCGGUCAAUUGGUUCAAGGCAUUCAAGGGGCUCAGCUUCUUAUCCCCACUUCGCAAGGGAUCGCUACCCAAACCAUUCUGACUAUUCCGGUCAGUCAUGUCACGAAUAAUCAAAUGGUAAACUUGGCACUCAGCAAUGGUCAAGUAGUUUCUACAACACUGGCGAAUCUUCAGUCUCUAGCGCAACCGCAAAACAUGCUUAACACGCCUACAAGCAAUGUUCCCACGAGCCCUAGCCUGGCAUCGGGAUUAGGACUGAAUCCUGCCGCUUUGCCGCAUCUUCUGAGCAAUAGCUCGGCUAGCCAACAACUUCUGAGCGCGAUGCAGCCUCAGCAAUUGCUUCAGGCUGCCCAAGCGGCACAGGCGCAGGCGGCGCAGGCUGUACAAGCCGUUCAGGCUUCUCAGCAACCACUCUUGACAACGUCGCCUCAACAGCACAGCCACCGACACACCUCGCAUAUGAAUCAUUACACAUCAACGGAAAAACAUCACAGGGAGCGACCGGAGCAGUCGUCACCUUUGAAUGAAUCCGUAGUAUCCGCCGCGUCCGCCUUGAACAGAUUGGCCGCCAGCAACGGCGAGAUCACUAUCACGACGACGCAUGGACCCGGUGGUGCCGGAGUGAAGGCCUCCCCGAGCAGUAUGCACAGUCCGAAGGAGGAGGAGGACGAUCUCUUGAAUGAUUCACCGAACCAACCAACGAUCAAUGAGGCCACUAACAACGUAGUCGAUGGGAUCAAUUUGGAUGAAAUCAAGGAGUUUGCAAAAGUCUUUAAACUACGCAGACUGUCUCUAGGUCUGACACAAACCCAAGUAGGGCAGGCCCUGAGCGUCACUGAAGGGCCCGCGUACAGCCAAAGUGCCAUAUGCAGUGCCCUGGCUACCCAGAUGUACGCUGCCUCGCAGAUUGCCUCUCAGCAGCAAGCUACAUUCGAAAAGCUGGACAUUACGCCGAAAAGCGCACAGAAAAUUAAGCCCGUUCUCGAAAGGUGGAUGAAGGAGGCAGAAGAGAGUUCAUCUGAUUCCAGAUACAAAAGCGGCGUUAAUCAUCUGACGGACUUCAUUGGGGUCGAACCGAGCAAGAAACGAAAACGACGGACCUCCUUCACACCACAAGCUUUGGAAUUGCUGAACGCACACUUUGAUAGAAACACUCAUCCUACCGGUAACGAAAUCACGACUUUAGCGCAUCGAUUAGGAUACGAUAGAGAAGUGAUAAGAAUUUGGUUCUGCAACAAGAGGCAAGCUUUGAAGAAUACGGUGAGGAUGAUGUCGAAAGGCGUUGUAUAGGGAAGGACUUCAUCUACUGAUCAACCGAGCAACAUAUGAGAAUAGCUUCAAAUUCCGAGCGAUAAAAAAUACGUUUCGUGACAUUUUUCAAAUUUCGCGUUUCUCUUAGCAUAAAUAAACAGCGUCGCGAGAACGAGAUUUCCAUAAUUCUAUGUCGGAAUACGAAAAAAAAGCGUUUGAAAGAGAGAUUAAUUAAAAAAAAAAAAUCGCAGUUAUUAUGAAAUUUAAUCCGGUGCGGAAAGAUCGUUCUAGAUCGAAGCAAAGUUCUUCGAAUAUUGUGAUCGCAGGUGUAUACGACAUCUAUAUGUAAAUAGCUUUAAUCUACGAAUAUGUGAUGUAUACAUGAGUCGAAUAUCGAGAACUGAUAAUCUAAAAUCGUUGUUUCUCAUUUGGUACCAAUCCGUCGCGCGCUUCCAAUUUUCAUAGAUAUAUAUAUCUACUGGAGAACACUGAUUAGCUGAUCCAGUUUCAAGUUUUGAACGGACAAGUUAGCGGCAAUUGGUAAGCAUCAACGAACCGACGGACGUAAAUGCCUCGACGAUCGAAAUUACUGUGAACCGUUUAUCAAGCAACGACAAAAAAACCACUUUCCGACUUCUCUAAUUAAUUGGAGUUGCUUCAUUCUAAAAUCGGGACAUGUAUGUUUGUCGGAAUCUGAUCGAUUCAAACCAGGCGGAAAGGUAUGCAAAUCGUCGCACAGAUAAUAAUUAAUAAAAAUUUAGCUACCUUUAAAAUGAUUAUUGACGAAAAAGUUAGUACGUAAGCGACGAACUUUGAACAAUUACAUGUGAUUGAUACAUAAUCAAUUGACGUUGCAAUCGAAAAUGCACUAAAAAUCGAAAAACUUGAAGGGCGUAAUCUUUUACGCGCACUAAGAACUGUGAUUGAGUUUGGGUGAAAAUUCUGAAAUAUUAUUGUCUCACGUCGUUAAAUUAUGCAAAUAAAAAUAUCGCUUAAAUAACAAAUGCAAAAGUUCCCUAUUGAUUACGGCAUUAUUCUUUGCAUAUAUACACAGUACACAAUUAGAAGGAGUACAAUAAUAUUUUCAUAGUUUCCGCACGAAACAGGUCAAUCAAGAGUUUUUAGUGCGCGCGAGGUCUGUAAAUUACACGUGUAUUUAGAAAUCAAUGAAAUUCCUUUAGUGAUUAAA